AUGGCGCCUCACGGUCACGGCCCGGACAGUGAAACGGCGGCGCCCGAGUGGCGCGGCACCGUGCGCGCCGCGGCGGCGGGGCCGACGCCCGACCAGGCGUGGGCCCUGCUGGGAGACUUCUGCUCCCUCGACAAGUGGGUGUCGCUGGUGCAGACGUGCCGGAGGCUGGAGGGCGACGACGGCCGGCCCGGGUGCGUCCGGUACUGCGCGGGGCCGGUGAACAUGGCGGCGCCGGGGGAGGCGGUCGGCUGGUCCAAGGAGCGGCUCCUCGAGGUCGACGCCGCGGGGCGGUCCUACAGCUACGAGGUGGUGGAGACCAACAAGGGGUUCGGCCGGUACCGGGCGACCAUCGGCGUGGAGCCCGACCCGGCCGGGUGCGCGGUCAGGUGGUCGUUCGAGGCCGAUCCCGUCGAGGGGUGGACGCUGGAAGGCUUCGUGGGUUUCCUGGAGAAGCUCGCGCAUGGCGUCGCCAAGAGGCUCGAAGAGGAGAUCAUGGCGAACGUCGAUGGUGAUCCUGCUGCUUUGCGAGUAUUUUGA
Triticum turgidum subsp. durum (durum wheat) is the source of this 537-nucleotide messenger RNA. The record is from the annotation of a GenBank genome assembly. Lineage: Eukaryota; Viridiplantae; Streptophyta; Magnoliopsida; Poales; Poaceae.